ACCAAAACUAACUCCAUUUAACUAAACAUAAAAACAAACAACUUUUUCACCAACUACACCACACCAAUAACCAUUUCCAAAAGCCUAAGAUCAGUUAGACAACAUAAACAACCUACCAAGCUUAUAAGAAAUUGUGUGACAUGAUAUAAAUUUCAAUCCACAAAACAAGAACAACAAAGAGAAUAACAACAAUUAACAAUGGCUAAAUUACCUCAAAUAAAUCAUAAUAACAAUACAAGUAGCAGCACUAAUAUAUUGUUGUCUUCAACAUGGGGAAUUAGAACCAGUUUUCAAGUUCUUAUAAUGAUCCUCAUUACUCUUGUCAUCUCUGUCCUUUACUUCACUCAGGACUCCGAUGGAUUAAGAUCGUUGUCGCCGUCGUCGUCGCCAUUGCCGUCAUCGCCGAGAGAAGAGCAUGAUGAUGUUGUUAGGGAUACAAUGGAAGAAGUACAAAUAAUGAUGCAAAAGUGCGAUUAUUUUUCAGGGAAAUGGGUGUUUGAUAAUAAAACUUACCCUUUGUAUAAAGAGAAAGAGUGUAGUUUCAUGUCAGAUCAGUUGGCUUGUGAGAAGUUUGGACGUAAAGAUUUGAGUUAUCAAUAUUGGAGAUGGCAACCUCACCAUUGUGACCUCCUAAGGUUCAAUGCCACAGCAUUACUAGAGAAGCUGAGGAACAAGAGACUGGUGUAUGUUGGAGAUUCCUUGAAUAGAGGACAAUGGAUUUCUAUGAUCUGUUUGGUGGACUCCAUAAUUCCAUCUUCCCACAAAUCCAUGCAAACUAAUGGCUCUUUGUCCACCUUCAAAGCCAUUGAAUAUAAUGCAACAAUAGAGUUCUAUUGGGCUCCACUAUUGGUUGAGUCUAAUUCAGAUGAUCCUAUAAAACAUCGGCUGCCUGAGAGAAUUGUUAGAACUCAAGCAAUUGAGAAGCAUGCCAGAUAUUGGACUAAUGCUGAUUUCCUCAUUUUCGACUCUUACUUGUGGUGGAAAAGGCCCAUUAUGAAAGUCCUGUGGGGAACAUUUGAAAGUUCUGACGGAAUAUAUAAAGAGGUAGAAAUGCUAAAGAGUUAUGAAAUGGCACUAAGGACAUGGUCAGAUUGGUUAGAAAUCCAUGUCAACCAUAACAAAACUCGAAUGUUUUGGAUGAGCAUGUCUCCUACCCAUGAAAGGAGCGAAGAAUGGGGAGGAGUAAGUGGGCUAAAUUGUUAUAAUGAAACACAACCUAUAAAGAAGUUAGAUUAUUGGGGAAGUGGAUCAGAUCCAAAUAUGAUGAGAUUAGUGGAAACAACAAUUGACAAGAUGAGCAAAAACGGGUUAAACGUCCAACUACUCAACAUAACUCAACUCUCUGAAUAUAGAAAAGAGGCCCAUCCAUCAGUUCAUAGAAAGCAAUGGGAGCCUCUCACAAAGGAGCAAUUAUUAAAUCCGUAUGGAUAUGCGGAUUGUAUUCAUUGGUGUCUUCCUGGUGUUCCUGAUACUUGGAAUGAAAUUCUCUAUACCUAUAUUUUUAGUUCCUUAUGACGACACAUAAAUACGUAUUUCUUUUUGAAGUGUGAUACAUAAUAUUUUGUAUAUGUAGUAUAUGUUUAAAACUACCCUAGUUAAUAUUGUUCAUUUUGCAAUAGCCAAAGGGCUCAAGCAAUGUCGAUUGUUAGUGAGAUCUCCACAAUAUUCGAUUAAUUGUAUAUAUCACUUUAGAGUUUAAAGGACAUGCUUCCAUUCUAA
Beta vulgaris subsp. vulgaris (sugar beet) is the source of this 1719-nucleotide messenger RNA. Its product is annotated as protein trichome birefringence-like 34. Gene Ontology annotation, molecular function: O-acetyltransferase activity. Gene Ontology annotation, cellular component: Golgi apparatus. Lineage: Eukaryota; Viridiplantae; Streptophyta; Magnoliopsida; Caryophyllales; Amaranthaceae. The record is from RefSeq and is a predicted model, not a curated record. The coding region runs from base 199 to 1515 and encodes 438 amino acids. The transcript has 5 exons.